Molecule: messenger RNA, 653 nt
Organism: Physella acuta
Lineage: Eukaryota; Metazoa; Mollusca; Gastropoda; Physidae
Source: RefSeq, a predicted model, not a curated record
UUUCAACGAACUUUGCUGCUGUCGGCUAUGCCGACCUUGCUCUAGUGUUGGCUACAGCAGUUAUGGCCCUUGUUCUAUCUGAAUGGUAUGGUGUUAUAGGAGAGUAAAUCAUCUGCCGUAUGCCGUGGCUGUCCUCGCGAACAAAUUCAUACAUGGACUGCCCUUUUUGUAAAUGGUGUAACUGCAAAAACUAUUUUGUUUAUAUUUAGAUUUAUACGUCUGUAGCUAUAUAUUUCGGACGUCUGCAAUUUAUUAUUUAAGGUUAAUUAACUUAAUUAACUAUCAAAUUAAAUAACGCAAAUGUGAUUAUUUAUUUUUUUAGAUUUAUGAUUUAAUAUUACUUAAACUAAACAUGUUAUUUAGAAGUGGGAAUGGUUAGACGUAUGUUUAUUUGGCAAGUCUGUUCUCCCCUUAUUAAAACCAGGAGUAAGGCACGGUUAAGAAAAAAAAUGUUUUCAUUGGGUUUUGGGUUUGACAAGGAAGUCAAUGUUUUAUGGCGCAGGGAUCAGCCACGGCAUAAAUAAACGUACGUCACACGGCUUUGUUUGUGCUGUUUCCCCACAUGUGUUGCGGGCAAGCUUUGCCUCAACACAUACCUGUGACAGUCAGCGUAGGCUUAUGUCUAACGGUUGAUUGCGAGAGAGAGAGAGAGA